Molecule: messenger RNA, 945 nt
Organism: Helobdella robusta
Lineage: Eukaryota; Metazoa; Annelida; Clitellata; Rhynchobdellida; Glossiphoniidae
Exons: 8
Coding region: 1-945 (314 amino acids)
Biological process (GO): protein phosphorylation
Molecular function (GO): ATP binding; protein serine/threonine kinase activity
Source: RefSeq, a predicted model, not a curated record
AUGAACGAUUUCAACUUUUUAUGCGUUUUGGGAAGAGGAUCGUUCGGCAAAGUUAUGUUAGCAGAAGAAAAACAAACUAAAGAGUUGUAUGCUAUAAAAUGUUUGACUAAAGAAUCUGUUGUUCAAGAUGCUAUUGAACCUGUUUUUGUUGAAAAACGUAUCCUCAGUCUUAAAAACAAACCGCCGUUUUUAGUCAAUUUACACUCUUGUUUUCAAACAAAAGAUCGAUUAUUUUACGUAAUGGAAUAUGUUAAUGGAGGAGAUUUGACUUUCAGAAUUCAGAAAGAAAAAAGUUUUAAAGAGCCUAUAGCUGUUUUUUAUGCAGCCGAAGUGGCGAUAGCUUUAUUUUUUUUGCACGAAAAUGGAAUUAUCUACAGAGACUUGAAACUUGACAAUGUAAUGAUCGAUAGCGAUGGCCAUGUAAAGUUGACAGACUUUGGAAUGUGUAAGGAAAACAUUACUUCAAAUGUUAAUACAACCACGUAUUGUGGUACACCGGAUUUUUUAGCACCAGAGAUUAUUUUGCGUAAACCUUAUGGAAAGUCUGUAGAUUGGUGGGCAUUUGGAGUUUUCAUUUAUGAAAUGCUUGUAGGCGAAACACCUUUUGGUUCCUCUUACGACGAAUUGCAAUUAUCUUACAACAUUGUCGAACAAAACAUCAGUUUUCCAAAAAGUCUGUCCAAAGAAGCGAUAAACAUUAUGAAAGGACUAUUAGUAAAGAACCCUGCGACAAGACUUGGUUGUGGGACUGAAGUUCAGGAAAUUGUAAUCAAAGAGCAUUUUUUUUUUCGAAUGGUAAAUUGGGUUAAAUUAGAGAACAAAGAAGUUCAACCGCCCAUUAAACCAUUAAUAGUAAGAUUAAUUGCAAUAAUUAAAUUAAUUUUUGUAACAAUAUUGAAACAUUCAAUUAGAAAUUAUUUUGAAAUUUUUGCGCAUUUUCAGUAG